Etheostoma spectabile (orangethroat darter) is the source of this 1958-nucleotide messenger RNA. It is a transcript of the gene fxyd6, whose product is annotated as FXYD domain containing ion transport regulator 6. Gene Ontology annotation, cellular component: membrane. Lineage: Eukaryota; Metazoa; Chordata; Actinopteri; Perciformes; Percidae. The record is from RefSeq and is a predicted model, not a curated record. Gene Ontology annotation, biological process: regulation of sodium ion transmembrane transporter activity. The transcript has 9 exons. The coding region runs from base 298 to 609 and encodes 103 amino acids. Gene Ontology annotation, molecular function: sodium channel regulator activity.
AGAGAGAACGCACUGAAUACGCUUUCACUCCAGGAGUCAUAUUGUUAUCCAUCACAUCACAUCGCAAGUAGAUGUGAGCAGUGUGCACAUAUUGACUGAUGAGAAUAUUUGGAGAAAGCCUUGUGAGACAAGCUGUUUGAUUUUCGAGGGUGGAUUUCAGUUUGUUGGCCAACGGUCUGCUGGAGAAACAAGUGAUACAUUCACGCUGUCUGCCCAUUUCUUGUCAUCUCCUCACAGACAAAGGGGAGCUUGACUCUGGAACUUGAUAUUGCUAAACAAUAGUGCAGAUCAGUUACCAUGGAAACCAUUUUGCUCUUCUUCUCGUCACUCCUGGUGUGUGUGGCUGCUGUAACAGACCCCAGUGCACAGGAUGACAAGGAGACAGUUGAAAACCCAUUUGUUUAUGACUAUGAGAGCCUGAGGAUUGGUGGAUUGGCAUUUGCUGUAGUGCUGUUCACACUGGGAAUUCUUCUCAUCCUUAGUCGACGAUGGCGCUGCAGUAUCAACCAGAAGCCUAGGGCCCCCGGAGACGAGGAGGCAAAGGAGGACAGCCUGAUUGUCUCCAAGGUUGGUGCGGCGGCUGCCAAAGAGACUCCAGCUGAGGACUGAGGCAACGCCACCGAACCAAACUGCCGUCUGAAGUGAUGAUCAGUUUUAUUUGAUAUUACAGGAAACCACUAUAACACUGAAGAAAUGGAUGAUUAUAAUAACUGGUUAUAUGACAGGGUAAGAGAGGAGGUAUACUACACGUUUAGAGGAGAUAUAUUUACAUAAAUGUUGUGCCCGAAAGACAAAACUUUAGCCUGUUGUGCUCCAUUGUGACUGUACCAAUCCCUCAGUGCUCCUGUCCGUUCCUGUGCCUUUCUGUGAUAGUCUCUCACUCCAGUUCCUUGUCUUAGCCAGUAGCACUUUUGACACAAUAUUGUCUCUGAAGCCCUACAAGAUGUUAUAACGUGUGAUCUGCUGUUCUUCGUUUUGUACUUCUAUCUAUUGCCCUUUAGGUUUUAGGAUUUGUCAGUGUGUUGUUUAAGUUGUCGGUCGUUCUCAAAAAUGUUUGUCACAUUUGGAUUAUCACAUACGUAUAUGCAUAAAUACCGUUUACAUAUACAGUAUAUAUAGUAUAUAUACUGAAUAUAUAGUAUGUAUACUGUAUAUAUAUAAAUAUAACAGAUAGUUUAUAGAUAAGAUAUACAGUUAAAUAUAAUUCACUUAGGUCUAUGUUUGAAUGGUUGGGUGUGUUUGCACAAACCAUACCAUCUUGUAUAUGUAUGAUUGUGUAUAUAUCACAAGUGCAUCUCUAGCUCUACAUGUAAAUGUGAUGAGCCUGAUAUAAGACAAUCUCAACUGCCACAGCUCUCUGACUAAGCACAGGAAUGGUUUGCAGGUAUCUGCAUUAGCUCCUUUAACACAGCGCCUUACCAUCUACAGUGGAGGGAGCUCCUGCGUCAGCUGUCUCACUGCCUUCCACACAUCCACUCCCCCGUUCUGUCACUGGCUCCGCCAGGAUUAACUCGUCUCCAGCAGACUAUGAUUAGUUUCCCCAUGCACACAUUAACUAGUUCUGCAAAUCUAUGAAACCUGGGUCUCUUUCCUUUCUCUUUGGUGUUUGUACGUUGCUUACUCAUUCGCCACAAUGCUUUGAAUGGCCAUACAUGUCUUACAUUUCUGAAAAAAGAGAGACAAAGUUUGGGUGCUGAGUUUGAGAGAAGUAUUUAAAAUUGACAUUAUUUAUGUGCAAGACUACAUUACUGUAAUAGUAGCCUAUGUAAGCCAAAUCAUUGCAGGAGAACAAAUGAACAAUCCUUGUGAAUUUCUCCUGUCAGAUCAGGCUUUCACCAAUCUUAAGAGUGUUUUAAGGCCCAACGCUGUACAAAUAAAUGCUAUGUUCAUUUUAGGAGGCCUUGUUGUGUAGCAAGCUGUUGUACUUUUGGCAUAGAUAAAUAAAAGUCUGUCUGAAC